Cottoperca gobio is the source of this 1119-nucleotide messenger RNA. RefSeq names its product forkhead box i1 (gene foxi1). Gene Ontology annotation, biological process: regulation of transcription by RNA polymerase II; cell differentiation; anatomical structure morphogenesis. Bases 1 to 1119 code for a protein of 372 amino acids. The transcript has 2 exons. NCBI's taxonomy places the organism in Eukaryota, Metazoa, Chordata, Actinopteri, Perciformes, Bovichtidae. Gene Ontology annotation, molecular function: RNA polymerase II cis-regulatory region sequence-specific DNA binding; DNA-binding transcription factor activity, RNA polymerase II-specific. The record is from RefSeq and is a predicted model, not a curated record.
AUGAACGCUUUUGGACACCAACCAUCUAACCAGCAGUCCAGCCCCAUUCAGCACCACAGCGCGCAGGAGCUCCUGGACAUGGCCGUGUACUGCGAUAACUACGGUGUGUACCAACAGAAUCUCCACCACCAUCACCCACAGAGGCCGCCGACGCACCCCUCCAGCUACGGCCUCGGAGAGUACACCUCCCCGUCCACGAACCCGUACCUAUGGCUGAACGGACCCAGCAUCAACUCCUCUCCUUAUCUUCCCGGGAACAACGGCACGUCCUAUAUUCAAUCUGGAUACGGCUCGAACCAGAGGCCGUUCUUACCGCCUCCCACCGGGUUUGGUGGAGCAGACCUGAGCUGGCUGUCCAUAUCCAGCCAGCAGGAACUCUUCAAGAUGGUCAGACCACCUUACUCCUACUCAGCACUGAUCGCCAUGGCCAUACAGAACACUCAAGACAAAAAGUUGACUCUCAGUCAGAUCUAUCAGUAUGUGGCUGAGAACUUUCCUUUCUACAAGAAGAGCAAAGCUGGCUGGCAGAAUUCAAUCCGCCACAACUUGUCACUGAACGACUGUUUCAAAAAAGUGGCACGGGACGAGGAUGACCCCGGUAAGGGAAACUACUGGACGCUGGAUCCCAACUGUGAGAAGAUGUUUGACAACGGGAACUUCAGGCGGAAGAGAAAAAGGAGAGCUGACAUUACCGGGGCUGACAGCACCGCUCUACCCGUCAAGUCAGAAGACGGCCCGCACAAGCUCUCCGACACCGCCAGCCUCCUGAGCUCCUCCCCGCCCAGCCUGCACGGAUCCCCGGCCUCCCCCACGGAGCCCAAGUCGUCCCCGUCUCCGUCCGCGGAGCACAGCCCGUGUUACAGCCAUUUCGUGUCCAGCGUGAACUCGCUGCUGGCGGGAAGCAACGAGGGCUCGCGGGGCGGGGAGCGGGACUACGGCUCUGGGCAUCUGUCUCAGACCAGAGAGGGCAUGUCUGGACUCGGCUCCUACUCGCCCACUUUAAUCUCUCCUCUGAACUCUGACAAUAACAAAAUGAACUAUUACACAUCAGUACAGAGCCUCUCCAACCAUUUUAGUGUUAAUAACCUCAUAUACAGCCGGGAAGGAACAGAGGUGUAG